This is a messenger RNA of Mesocricetus auratus (golden hamster), 6159 nucleotides long. RefSeq names its product eukaryotic translation initiation factor 4E binding protein 2 (gene Eif4ebp2). Lineage: Eukaryota; Metazoa; Chordata; Mammalia; Rodentia; Cricetidae. The record is from RefSeq and is a predicted model, not a curated record. Gene Ontology annotation, cellular component: cytoplasm. Gene Ontology annotation, molecular function: eukaryotic initiation factor 4E binding. Gene Ontology annotation, biological process: negative regulation of translational initiation.
GCUCCCGCCUUCGCUCGCUUCCGGUAAUCACCGUUUGCCGCUGCUGCCGCUGCUGCUCCUGGUGCUGCUGAGGUUGCGGGCGGAGGCCGGAGGACCGGGCGGCGGCGGCGGCGGCGGCGGCGGCGGCGGGAGCGGAAGUGCAGCGGACCAAGCGAGCGUGAGCCGGCGAGCUGAGAGCCCAGCGCGCUCUUCCGCCCGCUCGAGGAGCCAGAGCCUCCCGGGUCCCGCCGCCGCCGCCGCACAAAGCCGCGAGCCCGCGCCUGAGCCAUGUCCGCGUCGACAGGCGGCGGCCACCAGCCCAGCCAGAGCCGCGCCAUCCCCACGCGCACCGUGGCCAUCAGCGACGCCGCGCAGCUACCUCAGGACUACUGUACCACGCCGGGGGGGACGCUCUUCUCCACCACGCCGGGAGGAACUCGAAUCAUUUAUGACCGAAAGUUUCUGUUGGAUCGGCGUAAUUCUCCCAUGGCACAGACCCCGCCUUGCCAUCUGCCCAAUAUCCCUGGAGUCACCAGCCCUGGCACCUUAAUUGAAGACUCCAAAGUAGAAGUGAACAACUUGAACAACCUGAACAAUCACGACAGGAAGCAUGCAGUUGGAGAUGAAGCUCAGUUUGAAAUGGACAUCUGAUUGCUGCAGAGUCAAAGGAGGCUGCAGCGCGCAGCCCAUGCGACCUAACUGGGCCAGUAGGAACGCAGUGAACCAAGAAGUGGCUGUUCCCUCUCCCCUCCCUGUAGGUGCCGAAUGGUGGAAGAUGUGCUGCAUUUGACCACAUCUUCCCUUGUCUCCUGCCCCUGCCCAGUUAAGUUUAGGAUGAAAGCCCUUGGAUUACUCUGUGGAACUGAGCAGCUGGUCCACAGAGGAAAGCAGUCCCUAUAGCUUCCCUGGUCGUUUCCCAAGAUUGUUCCUGCCCCCUUCAGAUUCGCCCCAAAUCCAGGGACUCUCUAAGAAGCACCUCUGCUUGGGGUAUCUGGGGAGGGAAGGUUUGGUGCCCGCUGCUCUGCCUGUGCUCUCUGUCUUCCCUCCCUACAUCCCAUUGGUGAUUCAGUGCUGGAUGUGGGAUCUUUAAACCAUUUGGGGGAAUGAUAAACAAUGAGCUGCUUGUCCUACCCCUGGAGGUGUUUGUCUUCAGUACUGGAGCUCAGCUCUUGUACCUACUGCAGCUCCAACUGCAUUCCUGGGACACAUGGCAUCAGCCUUCCUUUUCUCUGGGAAGAAGGCUUCUGUCUUGGAUGUGAUUGUUCAUCUCCCUGUUCCCUUACCUAAUUCAUUGGCAUGGGUAUUCUUAAGCCUUCUCCUGAAGAGACCCUUGGGUGACCAGCUGGUCUUUGCCUGUCUGCCACUCUUCCUCCUGCAUCUUGCAGGCGAGAGUUCUCUUCACUCUGAGAAACCUGUGACUUUUGUCUGCUCCCAGAGCAGUCACUUGAAGUGCCAGUGCUGUGGCCUCUGAAGAGGACUGAGCCACACAGGUGGCCAGCUUCAGUAGUCAUGGUUUAAACCUGGUAGACCUUAGCAGGUUUGCUAUACUGCAGUUUUAUAUUUUGAGUUUAAAGUUGACCCACACACACACCCUCCUUUGAAUCUGCUUUGUACUUGGCUGCCGAGAGAGAAGCAUGGGCUGAAAAAAGUGUGUUCCUCCCCCUUCCUUGCCCUUUUCAGUGUAGUCCAUCCUUCCUGCUUCCCUCCUCCAUCCUUCCUGCUUCCCUCCUCCAUCCUUCCUGCUUCCCUCUUCCAUCCUUCCUGCUUCCCUCCUCCAUCCUUCCUGCUUCCCUCUUCCAUCCUUCCUGCUUCCCUCCUUCAUCCUCCUCCUUCCCUUUUCAAACCUCACUCUCUUUCCUUCUGGUUCUUCCACCAGACCAUUUUCCAAAUCUACAUCAAAGGUACCUCACAUGUUGGUAUCUGAUAAUAUCUGUCUCUUCUCUUACCAGAGGAGAGACCUUUUAUUUUUAAGAUGACUACAGACCUAUUUUUAGAUAAGUUUUCAGUACAAUUUUGAACUACAACUUUUUUAACAAAACAUCUUCCAGUAUUAGGAAGGUUAUUUUAAAAAAACAUAUCCCUAGGCAAGUCUGCUGUCUUCACUGUCCUUUGUGUCUCAUAGUUUCUUCUGAGCGCCUUCCUGUGCUCAGGUUUGGGGGCUCUUUGGAGUGUAGAAUGGGUGGUUUGUGAAACUGGACCAGUCUGCCCUGCUAUGAGUUGUUGACAAAAACUGCAUUCCUUUCCUUUACCUGUUUGCUCUCUUGCUUCUCCUCCCCAACCCACUCUCCUGGUACUGUGGACUGACACAGUGAUCCCAGGAGAGAGACCCUGAUAGACAGGUUUCUGCAUCCGUCCUCCUAAAGGAAGACAGUACAGCAGCCACUGGUGUCCUGGGAGUUUCUGGUUGUAUUGGAUGUCUAUCUAAGCCCUCUUAGUAAGAUUUCAGAUCCCAUUGACUGGGAAAGAAAACCAUUUGUUUUUCCUUUGAACCAUGGAAAGACCCUAUUUUGUGAAGACUUUAGGAAAAAGGAAGGAAGGACAUCUGCAGAACUUGGUUUUGUUUUCUGCUACACAAUGUGAAUAGCUCGGACUGCAACCCUCUGUGACGGUCGCUGUCUCAGGAAUAAGCUGGGUCUCCAAUGUUUGGGAAUUCUUGGAGUCUCCAAGUUGAUAAUCAGAAGAGUUUUAUUUCUUUGUUAAAUGUAUCUGUUAUGUUUUCAAUUAAACUCCAAAUUUUAUUUCCUGGAGUCUUGGGAAAAGUUGUGCUGCCAGUGGCAUGAGCGGCUUGCUCAGGACCUCUGUACCCUGGAGCUUCAUUCUUCAGGAGCAAGGCUCAUGGUUCUUCGCACACUGGUGGUGGCACCCUGUGGACUCUUGGCCCCAGCUGCAGUGAGGAGGUGUGAGUGUGCAGAGCACCUGCUCCCUCAUUGAAUGGGGGUUUGCAGCAGAGUGGCCUCCUGGGCCCACAACUGGGAAGGCUGUUGAGUAGGAUCGAGAAACUUACCCUUUUCUUGCCAUCUUGGGGAGCCUGCAUGUGCACCCCUUCCCCUCAAUCAGAAGACAUAUCUAGUAUUCCUUGAAGUGUCACCUGUAUGGUACAGGAGGCUUUUAGCCUUAUGUCCUCUGCCAGGACCCCUCACUGCUUGGUGCAGGCCUUAUAUGAAGGUCACCACUACCCAUUCUUUGACCUCCAUAAAUCAGCAUUAUAAGAUGAUUGCACAAGACAAGAAAUAAGCUUCCAACAGAAGGCAUCUUUGUGCCAUGCCUCAUGAGCCAUUUUCUAGUAAGCAGGGUCCAGUGGGGGUUACCUCUGGGUGUUCAGAGAAUCUCACAGCUGGAGACCUAAGUGGAGGACAUCUACCAGCCUCCCACCUACCUGAGUGGGACAGCUAUCUUAGUAAGGGUCUGUGCCAUUUCUAUGAAGGAUAUGUGUCUGCGCUUGGGACAGUCAACCUCCAUGAGGAAGAACCUCCAGCCCUAGCAGGGGACACACCAGCAGUGCCCUUCCUUCUGAGUUCCCAGCCCUCAUGUUCUGCUGAAGUAGGAGUUUCCUUGCCUUCUCCAGGGCACUGGAGUGGAAAAGCUGGCUUCUAAGCAAAAGUUUAUAUGAGUUGUCUACUGCUGUGUAACAAAUUACCUGCAAGCCUAAUGUCUUAGAGAAGUGAACACGACCUGUUGGUGUCUCUGAAACAGGGUUGGGGACUGCUUAGCAUGGGGCUUUAGCAUAGGGUCUCAUGAAGACGCAUCUUGGUCACUCCCCAGAUGGGUUUCUGUUGGGUAGGUAUCAUGCCAUAGCACCUGGCUUCCUCCUGAGUGACUGACCCCAGAGAAGGGGGUAGAUAAGAAAGUUGCAGUGCCUUUAAACCACCAUGCCCGUAACAGGAGGAAAGUAGUCCUCAGGAAAGUGAGGACAGCCACAGCCAUAAGCUGGGUGCACAUUGCUAUCAAAACAGCCCUGUAAGGACCAAACUGAGAUAAAAGACAGACUUCUCUUUCCCCCAAAGCUACCCGUUUGUCUUAAGAGAAGUGGCAGGAAAUGAAGAUUACCAGAUCCAUUGCAUCCUGUCUGCCUGUCUUCUCAAGAAUGCUUGCAUUUGCAAGGUUCUGAGGUUGCCUCUUUAAGCGUCAUUUACCCCUCUGUCUUUAGUCCAGAAUUGACAAAAGGAAUUGGGGGCAUGUCUGUGCAGCCACACAAGCUUUUUUUUUAACUGGAGCAGGGCUUGCCAGAUAGGAAGCAAAGGAUGUUGGAUGUUAGGUUCUUGAGCUGCAAAACAGAAAGCAGUUCAUGGCCAGGUGCUACCUGAGUCUGUGCAUUGGUCAAGGUGUCCCACCCAGGGCAACUUCUCCUUAAGCCAGGGGCACCUGAGAAUGCAGAUGUCUAUAUGUGCUUGAUUGCCAUGGUCAGUGCAGCAUGCUAAGUAGCCCAUUGCCUCCUGGGCAUGUGCUCUUAAAAAGCAGCAGUCUUGUUUUCACCUGUAGGAGGAGCUUAAGAGGUAGCUCAGAUCUCAUGGAAUGUCUGCUUGUUCCUGCUAGCCAUUCUCCCCAUCCUUAGAUGGAGGCUCUUGUUUGAAUUGGUGCUGUCUUUUCUAGCAUUUUCUUUUCUGUAGCCAUACUUGUUUAGUAUGUACUUCAGGUACUAGUGGUGGGUGGGUUUCCUUCUAAUCUGAAGGGAGUGGGGGGGAUGGGAGCUCCUGUGUUGCUGUCUCCUUGGGCCUCUCAGACCUUGACAAUUCGGUUGUGUUCCACUGAGAGUCUAUCCAGCCUGCUUGUAUAGACAGACUGCCACUGUGAGUUGGGCACAAGAAUAAAAGACUCAGGUGUUGGCAGCCAUGUUUCAGGGUUGGUAGCUCCUUCCCAUCUCCAUCUUGGGUGCUGGAUGCUUGAGGGGGUGUGGCACCCUUUUUGUUUCCUCUAGAGGAAAGGCACCACUGUCUUCAUGUAGUUCUUUAGUGUGUUUUCUGGACUCCAUGCCCACGGCACCUAUUUAUUAAUGCGCGAAAACCCAAUCACUGACCCAUCCUUACCGUGGAAGGUGGGAUUUGUAGUGGAGGAACACCGUUUCUUCUUGGAAUAGAGGGUUCUGUCUGAACUUGUGAGUAGGGCAUGAUUACCCACAGCUCCUUGCUGGUGACAGGCUUUUAGUGACGGGAAUUUGGGUUCCGGCAGUUGGGGCAGCCCUUCGGUGCGUAUCAUCCAGGCGUGCUUCCUGCUCUGGUAAUGGUUUCCACGUUAGUGGUGGGCUUGAUUGAAGCUAGCUCACAGAAACUUGACUGAAGACUGUAAGGAUGACUUACAGAUCCUUAUCUUUCCAGUUGAUCAAUCAAGAUACCUUCCCUACCCCCUGAAACUGUAGCUUUACCUUAGGCAGGUCCUGGAAGCUGGUUCCUGUUGGCAGAGCUUAACUAUCAAAGUCUUCGGGUGGUCUGUGGAUUCUCUCUGCUUGCUCGGCUCUUCCUGUAGCCCUAGUGGGCCAUACUGUGUGCCAAGUAGGAAAGACUACUGAGCUGAACCAGUUCCGAGUGGAUACAAGCGCCUGUUUACCUGUCUGAGGUACAAGGGUGGCAGCGAGAGGAAGCUCCCACCAGGGCUUCAGACCAAAUGCAGGGCAUUGCAAACAAUUCCGUGAAUCCAGCACAGAAGGCCCAUUCUUGCCUCUAUAUCCCCUUCCUCUCCGUUUCAGUCUUAAAAACUGCCCAGCCCAGGCCUGGGGGUUAUGACUGGAGGAUAGGACAUUGGGGACACCAGCAGGACCACACUGGCUCACGCCAGUGCCUUUGCUCCACUUCAUGGCACCUGGGCCAGCUCCAGAAUGCCUCAAAGAAGACAACGUGAAGAGCCCGUGGACUCCGAUUCCCAGUUGUCCGGUUUAAGAGUCUUGGUGUUUUCUGAUAGACCCCCCUGUUCACUGCUGCAGCCUCAGCCGUGUGGAAUGGAGUUUGAGAGGCUGCCAGCGCUUUCCUUGGUCCUCCCACUUUGUUCCCUUGAUGUGCUGCCCCUCACCUCCCUUCAUUCACUGUCAGCAAUGGUCAGUGGCAGUUUCCAUGCGAUCCUAAGGCAGUCCUGUGUGAGUCCAUGACAGUUCGUUUUCUUACUGUCCUUCCAAGCUGGCAGGUGUUUGGAACAAGGGAAAAAUUCUCACCAACGGUUGCUGUUACAGUUAAAUAAAGACCUUGAAUAUUG